This is a messenger RNA of Ilex paraguariensis (yerba mate), 225 nucleotides long. Lineage: Eukaryota; Viridiplantae; Streptophyta; Magnoliopsida; Aquifoliales; Aquifoliaceae. The record is from the annotation of a GenBank genome assembly.
AUGGUGCCGGUGUCUGGAGCGUCGAUGAACCCUGCCCGGAGCAUUGGUCCAGCCAUUGUCAUGCACAGAUACAAGGGGCUCUGGGUUUAUAUAAUUGGACCUCUCUUCGGCACCAUAGCUGGAGGAUUUGCUUAUAAUCUGAUUAGGUUCACGGAUAAACCUCUCCGAGAAUUGACAAAAAGUGGAUCUUUUAUCAAGAGCAUCUCUAGAAACAAUCAUCGGUAG